CUGAGAUCAGCCAAUUAGGUUCUAGUGGCGUGUUUAAAACUACCACGACUGUAGUAAAACUGACCCGAGAACGGUGAUUUGUAUGCCGUGUUUCUGUUCACUUCUCAUGCUUUAUCGAAGCUGUAGCCGCUUCCUGGUUGUGGCAGCGGUCCUGUGAAGGUGCAAACAUGUCCCUGAGUGUGUUAUAUCACAGCCUGGGCUGCCGUCUGCUUCAUGGCAGAGUAUUACGGAGCCCAGUGAGGAUCACAGCCGGCGCUUUACGGAGGGAGGCGGGCCUGAAACAUGCGCUGUCCCCGCGGAGAGCUCACUGCUGCCUGGUAAAUGUGAGUCAGCAGCACACCUGCAGAGCGACACAGUGGCUGAAUCAACACAACUUAAGAACAUUUUCCUCACUGCCUCCUCCACCUUCAUCAGGAGAUAAGCCAAAGAAGUCUGGGCCUGUGACGUGGAAAUCUUUAGCCAUAACAUUCGCUGUCGGGGGUGCUCUGCUCGGAGGGAUGAAAUAUUUCAAGAAAGAAAAGGAGGAAAUGAUUGAAAAAGAGAGGAACAAAUCAAUAGGGAGGCCGGCGCUGGGAGGCCCGUUUUCACUCAUCGAUCACAACAACAAGCCCACCCAGAGCGAGGACUUCCUCGGCCGGUGGAUCCUCAUCUACUUUGGGUUCACUCACUGCCCCGACAUCUGCCCCGAUGAGCUGGAGAAAAUGGUGGAAGUGGUGGAUGAAAUAGACAAAAUAAAAACUCUUCCAAACUUGACGCCGAUCCUCAUCACCAUCGACCCUGACAGAGACACUCCAGAGGCCUUAGCCUCGUAUGUGAAAGAGUUUUCCCCAAAGCUGAUUGGUCUGACGGGGUCGACAGCUCAGAUCAAUGAAGUUUCCAGAGCGUACAGAGUUUACUACAGUCAGGGGCCAAAGGAUGAAGACAGCGACUACAUCGUCGAUCACACAAUCAUCAUGUACCUCGUGGGACCUGACGGAGAGUUUGUGGAAUAUUUUGGACAGAACAAAAGAAGUGUGGAGAUCACCAACUCGAUAGCAGCACACAUGAGGAAGUACAAGAAAGGAAAAUGAGCUGCAGCUCAUUAAAGUCGACCGCGGACUCUCAGACAUCCUCAGGCAUGUCUGUCAACUACUGCCAUCAUAUCUUGGCUUUUAUUUAUUCUGGAUCCAUGAUUCCAUAAAGAUACAUGUCUGCAGUGAUGCUCAGUGGUGUACAAUUUC
Molecule: messenger RNA, 1220 nt
Organism: Archocentrus centrarchus (flier cichlid)
Lineage: Eukaryota; Metazoa; Chordata; Actinopteri; Cichliformes; Cichlidae
Product: protein SCO1 homolog, mitochondrial
Exons: 7
Coding region: 168-1070 (300 amino acids)
Biological process (GO): mitochondrial respiratory chain complex IV assembly; intracellular copper ion homeostasis
Cellular component (GO): mitochondrial inner membrane
Molecular function (GO): copper chaperone activity; copper ion binding
Source: RefSeq, a predicted model, not a curated record